Labeo rohita (rohu) is the source of this 3876-nucleotide messenger RNA. It is a transcript of the gene chst13, whose product is annotated as carbohydrate sulfotransferase 11. Gene Ontology annotation, molecular function: sulfotransferase activity. The transcript has 3 exons. The record is from RefSeq and is a predicted model, not a curated record. Gene Ontology annotation, cellular component: membrane. Lineage: Eukaryota; Metazoa; Chordata; Actinopteri; Cypriniformes; Cyprinidae. Bases 414 to 1436 code for a protein of 340 amino acids. Gene Ontology annotation, biological process: carbohydrate biosynthetic process; proteoglycan biosynthetic process.
GCCCUCCAUGUUUAGGGGAAGUUGAGUGUUAAACUGACAGCAGCAACAUGUGACGUUCAAUAGAUCAAAGACAUGUAGACGAUCAAUAGAUUUUUGCGUAAUUAACGCGUUCGCUUCGAAAGCAAAGAUUUGUUGAAACAGAGUGGGACCUGUAAAGUUUGUAGGUGAAUGGUUCGUGUAACACCGAACUACACAGCGGUCUGUUCUCCGGGAGACAAGUGGGCUGGUUUGGGUAAAGCGUGUAUCGGAAUUAGUUUCCACCGAGUUGUUUUUGGACUGCUUUUGCGUUUCUUUCUAACAUGAGGAAACCGGUGGACAGAGGCUUUUAGGAUUGUUCUUCGGCGACUCAGCCCUUCUCGGACCUCCGUCGGCGGGCGAGAGUCCGCGGCAUCGUCCGUUACAGGACUAUCAGAAUGAUAAAGCCCAAAGUGGGUCGGAUGUUUCUGGCGACAUGCAUCGGGUCGUUUUUCAUUCUUAUAUUAUACUUCCAGAACAUCUCAAGAUCAGCUUCUGAACAGAUUUCGGGCCAGAGCAGUUUCUUAGUUAAAUCAGGAAGAAGUCCACUGCAGACACUACAAGAAAAUGACCAGCUGGAGCAGUCUGCAGUGCAGGCCACUCUGCAGGGUCGAAGGGAACUCCUGGAGGAAACCUGUCACUCACACACCCGCAAACGGCGCGUGCUCAGCCCGGAGGACCUCCGCCACCUCAUAGUGGACGAUAAACACAAGUUACUGUAUUGCUACGUCCCCAAAGUGGCAUGCACGAACUGGAAGCGUGUGUUGAUGGUGUUAACGGGAGAUGGGCGCUAUCGCGAACCACUGGCGAUUCCAGCCAACGAGGCUCAUGUAGCGGGCAACCUACGUUCGCUCUCGGAGUAUUCCACGGCAGAAAUCAACAAGCGCCUUCGCACAUAUCUGAAGUUCGUCUUUGUGCGGGAACCCUUUGAGAGACUCGUCUCGGCAUAUCGCAACAAGUUCACCCGUAGCUACAACACGGCCUUCCAUAAACGCUACGGGACCAAAAUCAUCCGGAGGCAUCGUGCGGAUCCCCAGGCUGAGGCACUGGAAAAAGGCAACGAUGUUUCCUUUGAGGAAUUUGUGUAUUAUUUAGUAGACCCCCAGACUCAGAGAGAGGAGCCGUUUAAUGAGCAUUGGGAACGGGUGCAUUCGCUUUGCCACCCUUGCCUGAUUCAUUACGACGUGGUGGGCAAGUACGAAACUCUCGAGCAAGAUUCGCGCUACAUCCUGAAGUUAGCAGGCGCCGAAGGAGAGGUCAAGUUCCCGGUUAUGUCCAAGAGCACCAGGACCACGGGCGACAUGGCCGCCAAGUUCUUCGACAACAUCAGUCCGUUUUACCAGAAGAAACUCUUUAAUCUUUACCGAAUGGACUUCUUGCUUUUUAACUACUCUGUGCCAGCAUACUUGAAGCUGAGAUGAAGGUUUCAGCAAGCUUCAACUGAUCCUAAACCUUGCGCACUAACAUUUAAAAUUUCGCAAGUGGAUCGCCUGAGGGACCCUGCUGAGGAUGCGCCAUCGCCCUCGCUCCCUCAAGGUGAAAUUCAGCACUGGGAACAGAUUUGUGCUGGCUGGGGUGUUGCAUCCCGCCUCGAAAGUUCACAAAAUACUGUCUGUAAUUCCUUUGGCUUUUGGUAACUUUCGAGCGAGGUUCAAGUAUGUGCCUUUGUCCUUCUGAAUGUUGAUAAGUGAAGCGGGAUUCUUCAUCAACGGACAAAUGCUAUGAAUGUUUCAUAGCAUUUCAUCGCCUUUAAUCUUCACCACCUGAAAUGAUAUUUAUGGUAUUGUUUACGUAGCAUAUUUAUUGCGGAUUUCGCUCUUGAACUGGAACCAGCAAAGCCUUGACGUUAAUCUCAAAGAGAUUCCUUGAAGCUGAUCUCAAAUCCUCCUUUUCAACAUUCCCUGGAUAUGAUUUCAGACCUUAACCUUACGCCCAAUCAGAAAGGGUAGUUUCCAAGUCUAAAGGUAACAACCGUCAAGUGUUUCAAGCAGAUAGUUGGAGGUAGUCAAGGGUAAGGGAUGAAUUUAGACUUCUUUUGCAUUCGCAAACUGGACCGGUUUGGCUGCUCUGGAAAGAAAUGGUGUUCUCACAGAGUCACCCAUUUAUUUAGCAUGCAACAGGCUGGGUAAACAGAGCAUAGCUGUGGUUGGGGAAAGGUAGACCCUCAUCAGUGCAGCUCUUGUUGGGCUAUGGAUGCGGGGUGAGGUGCAAACUACACACUGGGCAUUGCAGGUCAAACAUCAGCAUGAUCCUGGGAGGAAACACUCGUCUUAUGAAUUUGAAAUAAGGGGUGAAGUGCAAUAAAGGUUUGUAGAGAGGUGUUAGGAUCCCUUAGAACUCUUCAAGUGAGAGAAAAUCAAUCCCUUCAACAUCUUAGUAGUUUUCAUGACUGUGUGCAAUGUUUUCAGACCCUUAAAGAAUUAGUUCACUUCCAGAACUUUACAGAUAAUUUACUCAACCCCUUGUCAUCCAGGAUAUUCAUGUCUGUCAUUCUUCAGUUGUAAGGAAUUGUUUUUUGAGGAAAACAUUUCAGGAUUUCUCUCCAUAUAGUGGACUUGCCUGAGAGUUUGAACUUCCAAAAUACAGUUUAAAGCAGCUUCAAAGAGCUCUAAACGAUCCCAGCCGAGGAAGACGGGUCUCAUCUAACGAAAUGAUUGGUUAUUUUCUAAAAGAAAUUACAAUUUGUACACUUUAACCACAAACGCUCAUCUUAUCUAGCUCUGUGAUGCACAGGCAUACUCUGUGCACUCCUGUUCAAGACAGUUAGGUUAGGGUUUGUUGAAAAACGUUCAUUUUCAACUUCAAAAUCGCUCUACAUCUCUUUUUUUUUUUUUUGUAAAGGGCAUUUGACCUUCUUUACACGUUUACUUUGUAAACACUCGUCGGUAUUCAGGGAUGUAGGACAAUUUUGAAAUUGGAAGGGAAAAUGAGAUACGACAUGCCCUAACUGCAUUGAGACAGAGAGUAAUUUCUGUAUUUUUUAUUUUUUUUUUUAAAGAAAAUAACUGAUCGUUUUACUAAAUAAGACCCUUCUUCCUUGGCUGGGGUCAUUUAGAGCUCUUUGAAGCUGCUUUAAACUGCAUUUUGGAAGUUCAAACUCGCAGGCACCAUUGAAGUCCACUAUAUGGCGAAAAUUUCUAAAAUGUUUUCCUCAAAAAACAAUUUCUUUAUGACUAAAGAAAGAUGUGAACAUCUUGGAUGACAAGGGGGUGAGUACAUGACCUGUAAAGUUUUGUUCUGGAGGUGGACCAAUCACUUAAUAAUUUAGGGUAUUUCAUCUCAUCUCCAAAAAACAGGCUAAUGACUUAUUUUUAUGGUUGAAAUGAUGGUGAAACUUUUAGAGGAAGGGUGAGAAUAAGGCGUCUGACUAAUACCUGGCCGACAGGCAGACAUGUCCUGGUGCACAGUGGGUACCUUGUGUGCCACAUUGCAUAACAAACCCUACAAAAUUGCUCUUGGAAAUGUUUUGUUGGAAAAUAUUUUCUAUCUAGCUAGUUAGGCUCGAUUUCAGAGUGCUGGAAUCUUACAGAGUUUCGUAAAGGCAAAGGAGUUUAUAAUACAGUGGGCAUCGUUUGAAGAGGAACGUCUUGAUUUGAAAAUUACAGGAGCAGUCUUAUGUCAAAGUAUGAAUGUAUUGUAAGAGGUGGAUUCAUAUGAGAAAAUGUGAGUGUGGGAAAGCUUUUCACUAUAUGAGCUGUUGAGUGUGUGGUAACUGUGGGCCAUUAGUGAUGUAACUAACAGUUUGCACCUGUUUUGAAAGCUUGUGGCCAUACAUGUGCUGCAAAACUGUGAAUGCCAAUGUGCACUAGACAGUAUGGAAUCUUGCUUUGAAGGGUAAAUAAACUUUUCAAUUUUUUCUUU